AGAUGAAUAAAAUUAAUGUUUGAUUUAAUUAUCAUUCGAAUAAUCCGAAUGAAUUGCUAGGUCGAAUAAUUAUUAGUCAGAUUAGUAAAGUCGCGCAUAGAUAGUUGGCAACAUUUUUAUUUUCUUUUCAUUGUCAAGCAAAAUGGCGGAUCAGACAGAGAAAGCGUUUCAGAAACAGGCGACCGUGUUCCUCAACCGCAAAGGCGGCCUCAAGAGGAAGGACAUGCGACAUCAUAAGAAUGUCGGUCUAGGUUUCAAGACGCCGCGUGAGGCGAUCGAAGGCACGUACAUCGACAAGAAGUGCCCGUUCACCGGCAACGUGUCGAUCCGUGGCCGAAUCCUCACCGGCGUGGUGCAGAAGAUGAAGAUGCAGAGGACGAUCGUAAUCAGACGUGACUACCUCCACUACCUGCCCAAGUAUAAUAGAUUCGAGAAACGCCACAGGAACAUGUCUGUACAUUUGUCGCCUUGCUUCAGAGACGUGGAGCUAGGAGACAUAGUGACCAUCGGUGAAUGUCGGCCACUAUCUAAAACUGUACGAUUCAAUGUACUGAAAGUUUCCAAGGGUAAAGGCUCAAAGAAGUCCUUUAAAAAAUUCUAAUGUAAUAAAUAUACUUUAUAAGUAAAACAAA
Molecule: messenger RNA, 632 nt
Organism: Galleria mellonella (greater wax moth)
Lineage: Eukaryota; Metazoa; Arthropoda; Insecta; Lepidoptera; Pyralidae
Gene: RpS11
Product: 40S ribosomal protein S11
Exons: 4
Coding region: 143-601 (152 amino acids)
Biological process (GO): translation
Cellular component (GO): ribosome; cytosolic small ribosomal subunit
Molecular function (GO): structural constituent of ribosome
Source: RefSeq, a predicted model, not a curated record